UAGUGGGAGCCACGUUCUCUGACAGCAGAUCCUACGUGGGACAUUGUCCGUCCUUAGAUGUCCCACCCACGUAUUUGGAUUCGUGUGUUUUAGUUUGCCCUUUUCCGUGUUGCCUUUCUUCUAACCGUUGUUUAGGCUCCCUGAGUUUGCCGGCGCCGGAGACAACGGUUCUCCGAGGUAUCCUCUCGAUAUUAUCCACUCUGUUUUCUAUUUGUAUCCAAAACAGAGCAGCCAUUUUGAGUUGUCUUGUCCAAUAGAAUCUACGGUUCUUCUGUUUUCUCGCUUCACAAAAAAAUAUCUCCCCUCUCUCCCCUGACGCUAAUUUCCAUCUUCUGAACAAUUUUCUGUUAAUUUUUUUUCCUGGGUUUUGCAUUACCGACGAAUUGCAGCUGAAGCGAUUCCCAUCUUGCAGUGAAAUAACGAAAAGUGGUGAACUUUUGUAACAUUCUCGUGAUUAUGCCUCUUUCUUGUGAACCGUAGAUUCUCUUCUGAUUUUUCAGAGUUUUCCUGUUUGUGAUGCGAUUUCUUGAACUGGGUCUCGUUGAAUCACAGCGUCGUCUCUUUCAUUUCCCUUUGUUUUAGGAUUUCUGAGUUUGGGUAUUGUGUUAGCCUUCGAGGUUUUGAUUUCUGGGUUUCCCACAGUCGCAUGGUGAUAUCAUCACAUUACUUUUCUUCCAUCACCAAAAUCCUUCUGGAAAUUUACAAACUUUAGGUGGGGGGACGAGAAGAGCUUUAGUUUCUGAGAUCAAACCCAAGCCCUUGGAUUCAUCUGCCUUCAGAUAUACAAAAGAUCUCAGGUUCAUUUGAUUUGAAGAAAACCCAGAUGCAGAAAAUUGCGUAAACGAAAAAAAGGGUUAUAUCUCAAUCAUCCCCUGAAUUUCGGGUGAUGGAACCUGAGAUUCCUGGGUAGAACGCUUGGGGAUCAAUCAGGUUAGACAGUUCUUGAUGUAAAGGGAGAAACUUGUGUACGCUUAAGAUCAGGCCACCAAGUUUGUGCACAAGAAAACGGAUUUGGUAUGGGUUGUAUUUGCUCAAAAGGGACUGCAGAAGAACACCUUUAUGAUCAGCAUGAGAAGAACAAUGGAUCAAACAAAACAUCCUCGGUUCAAUUGGUUGCACCAGUGGCCUCCAAGAAAGACGAGUUUCCGGACAAAACAGUAGAGGGUAGUUCUGGUGGUCGUAGAACAGAAGGAUCAGCGCACCAUUCAUCCAGUAGAACGAGCCGGCUGGUUGUCCCUGUAGAUGAUAGUGAUGGUAAAACCGUGAUUGUUGAGAGACCGUCCAGAUCUCAUAGGAGAUGGCCGACUGCAGAUAUUGGCAUAGGAGGAGGGCUACAACCGUAUCAGCCGAGUAAUAAUAUCUCGAGCAUUCCACACGGGCCUGAGGCUGAGCUUGUUGCAGCCGGAUGGCCUUCUUGGUUAGUCUCUGUUGCUGGAGAAGCCAUCAAGGGUUGGGUUCCAAGAUGUGCAGAAUCCUUCGAGAUGCUUGAAAAAAUUGGACAAGGUACUUACAGCAGUGUGUACAGAGCUCGGGACCUCGAGACAGGCAAGACAGUAGCCAUGAAGAAGGUCCGAUUCGUCAAUAUGGACCCAGAAAGCGUCCGUUUCAUGGCCAGGGAAAUCCAUAUUCAGCGUCAGCUCAACCACCCCAAUGUCAUGAAGCUCGAGUGUCUCGUGACUUCAAAACUUUCCGGCAGCUUGUAUCUCGUCUUUGAGUACAUGGAGCAUGACCUGGCUGGACUCGCUGCAAGACCUGGCAUAAAGUUCACUGAACCACAGAUCAAAUGUUUAAUCAGACAAAUGCUUCGUGGGCUUGAGCAUUGCCAUAGCCGUGGUAUACUCCACCGUGACAUCAAGGGUUCAAAUCUUCUGAUAAAUAAGGACGGUGUCCUAAAGAUCGGAGAUUUUGGUCUGGCGAAUUUCUACCACCCUGAUCAAGAUCAGCCUCUGACAAGCCGUGUGGUGACGUUGUGGUACAGAGCCCCUGAGCUUUUACUGGGUGCUACAGAGUAUGGAGCCGCCAUAGAUCUGUGGAGCGUUGGUUGCAUUCUUGCAGAACUGUUUGCUGGGAAACCAAUCAUGCCAGGAAGAACAGAGGUGGAGCAAAUGCAUAAGAUCUUUAAGCUUUGUGGUUCACCGUCUGAAGGCUACUGGCAAAAGACAAAGUUGCCACUCGCAACAAGUUUCAAACCGCAACAUCCUUACAAGCGUGCCCUUCUAGAGACGUUCAAGAAUUUCCCAUCUUCUGCAUUAGCUCUCAUUGACAAGCUUCUAGCUAUGGAACCAGAGACUCGGGGCUCAGCUUCUUCGGUGCUGUCGAGUGAGUUUUUCACCAUGGAGCCACUCCCUUGUGAUAUAUCAAGUUUGCCGAGGUAUCCCCCGAGCAAGGAACUCGAUGCUAAGGUCCGAGAAGAAGCAAGAAGGAAACGGGCUGAUGCCGCAAAGGGGCGUGGACAUGAAUCUGUUAGCAGAGGUUCAAGAGACGUCAAGAAUGUUGCAACACCAGAGUUCAUUCCUUCUGGGCAAUCAAAAGUCACAAUCAACGGCCAGAGGAACAAUCCUCAAGGGAUUAAUAGAACCGGCUUAAGUGUAGAUCCGGGCAGAAGCGGUGCACAGAAGGGCUUUUCUCAUUCCAGUUCAAUGGUUCAUCCUGUCGUAGCAGCGUCAUGGAAUAAGAACGGGAGCUCCAGAAACAGCACUGUGGAGCUGAAGGCUACUCGAUCUAGCAAUGUUCCCGUUGAAGGGAGCAACUUUUCUGGCUCUUUACGUAAGAACGACACAGCCUGCGGAGAAUCAACGAUGACUUAUGUGCGUAAGAAGAACAGAAUUCACUGCUCGGGUCCCUUGAUGCCUCCCGGCGGGAACAUCGAAGACAUUCUGAAAGAACAUGAGAGGCAAAUCCAACAGGCUGUACGGAAAUCUCGCCUUGAGAAAUCUGGAACGAAGAACAACAAAGAUAUGGCGCACCAGGUGUAUUACAAUGGCAGAUAAAGCUGAAAGCUUUGGAAGGUAUGAAAAUGAAACAAGAACGAGGAUUGACCCUCGGAUCCACCAUUGACGAGGCACCCGAGGGCCGAAAAAGCAUUUCCUGAACUGAAAGAGCAAAGAUCCACCAUCGAUCUUGAUUCUUAGCUCUUCUAUCUAUUACCUGAACUGAAAGGCCGGAGAUCCGCCAUAGAUCUCUUGUGCUAUAGCUAGUGUUCUUCCAGUACGUUGAGCACGAGAUUGAAUUGGCGUUGUGCCAAUUGUGAUAAUUUGUUAGAUGAUCAUUGUACAUUGUCAAUUCAUGUUUCCUCUGUGUGUGUAUGUUUGUGUAUGCGUGCUCUUUUUUCUU
Molecule: messenger RNA, 3333 nt
Organism: Tarenaya hassleriana
Lineage: Eukaryota; Viridiplantae; Streptophyta; Magnoliopsida; Brassicales; Cleomaceae
Product: probable serine/threonine-protein kinase At1g09600
Exons: 7
Coding region: 1017-2990 (657 amino acids)
Biological process (GO): protein phosphorylation; positive regulation of transcription elongation by RNA polymerase II
Cellular component (GO): nucleus; cyclin-dependent protein kinase holoenzyme complex
Molecular function (GO): cyclin-dependent protein serine/threonine kinase activity; RNA polymerase II CTD heptapeptide repeat kinase activity; ATP binding
Source: RefSeq, a predicted model, not a curated record